Molecule: messenger RNA, 2340 nt
Organism: Nothoprocta perdicaria
Lineage: Eukaryota; Metazoa; Chordata; Aves; Tinamiformes; Tinamidae
Gene: SNAPC3
Product: small nuclear RNA activating complex polypeptide 3
Exons: 10
Coding region: 1-1173 (390 amino acids)
Biological process (GO): snRNA transcription by RNA polymerase III; snRNA transcription by RNA polymerase II
Cellular component (GO): snRNA-activating protein complex
Molecular function (GO): RNA polymerase II cis-regulatory region sequence-specific DNA binding; bent DNA binding; RNA polymerase III type 3 promoter sequence-specific DNA binding
Source: RefSeq, a predicted model, not a curated record
AUGUGGUGUUUUCAAGUUUCAGGGGAUGUUGCAAGUGCACUGAAGGGAAAGGCGGCGGAGCUUUACACGCGGAUCCUCCGCGUGCGCGACCUGCGGCGCUGCUGGCGGCGCCACCUGCGGCCGCGCGACCUCUCGCUGGCGGCGGCGGCGGAGGCGGAGGAGGAUGUGGAUGAUGAUGAUGAUGAGGAGGCCGUGGCGGCGGAGCUGGGCUGCGCGGCGGAGACGGCGGCGGAGCUGCGCGCCGUGUGCAGUGUUGAUAUGUUGAUGCCUCCUGAUGAAGAAAAGGACCCAGAAGUGAUUCCUGAAGACAGCACUCUACUAACUCUUCGAAUUAGAAAGAAGGCGCUAGAAAGGCGAGAAGAAACCAUAAUUGUAGAUCGGGCUUGCAGACAAGAGACACUUGCUUAUGAGAUGGAGUCUCAUGCAAUUGGAAAGAGACCAGAUGAUCCAGUAGAUCUAGUUGAGGAGGGAGAGCUGCUUUUGACUCUGAAUAUCUUCUAUCCUGUCAUAUUUCAGAAGCAUAAAGAUCACAAGCCCUAUCAGACGGUCCUUGUACUKGGCAGUCAGAACCUCACUGAGCUGAGAGACUCUAUCUCCUGCGUUAGUGACCUCCAGAUAGGUGGCGAGUUCAGCAGUCAGCCAGAUCAAGCACCAGAGCACAUCAGCAAGGAUCUCUACAAAUCUGCCUUCUUUUAUUUUGAAGGCAUCUUUUAUAAUGAUAAAAGAUCCCCAGAGUGCAGAGAUCUUAGCAGAACAAUCAUYGAGUGGUCAGAAUCUCACGACAGAGGCUACGGAAACCUUCAGUCUGCAAAGAUGGAAGAUUACACAUUUAAUGAUUUGUCACUCAGAAUUGGCUUUCCCUACCUUUUCUGCCACCAAGGGAAUUGUGAGCACAUUGUCAUUAUCACAGAUAUAAGGCUUAUUCACCAYGAUGACUGCCUAGACAGGAACCUGUAUCCCUUGCUGAUAAAGAAGCACUGGUUAUGUACUAGAAAGUGCUUUGUAUGCAAAAUGUACACAGCCAGGUGGGUGACCAACCAAGACAGCCUGGCACCAGAGGAUCCUUGUUUCUUCUGCGAUGUCUGUUUUCGAAUGCUCCACUAUGACGUGGAAGGCAACAAACUGGGGGAAUUUCUCGCAUACCCUUAUGUCGACCCUGGGAUCUUCAACUAGAGCCGACGUGGGACUCGGUGAGCCAGGAGGGACUCAGUGAGAGGAAUCGGGGGCUCUGCAGCGGCUGGAGCCCCCAGGCAGCUCCCGGCUUGGCUGGUGGCAGCCCCUGCUUUGGYGCCUCCGCCCUGGCUUGGAAGGAGCCCUUUGCACUCGGACCCGGCUCCUUAUUCUGCCUUUCUGACCGGGAAGUGGAAGUGUGACUGUAAAAGGUGUUAAAGAGGUUAGUAUGGAAAGAAUGUGCUCACACAUGCACUGGUUUUUAAUAAAGUUCACUUUCUCAUAUGCUUUGUCUACAGUGUGGCAGUUUGGGAGAUUGCAGCCUUUGAAAAUCARUGUGUUUAAUGAGUGCCCUAGGAAAGCAGUUAAUUUCUGAGGAAACUGCGCGUUGAAGGAGGCUUCRCCGAGCCUUCAGUUCUCUUCACCGAGACCUCCGAGGAUGAGAGCAUUGGCCUCUUGCCUUGAGACCCCGGGGAGAGGCCAGAUUCCCUCCAGGCGCCUUCCCGCAGGCAGAGGAGCCCUGUCUGCGAACCUGGGGUCCUUGCCUUGAGGCUGAGCAGUGACCCAGUGAAGGGCGGUCACGUCCUGCCCUUCAGAUAGCUUGGUCCCGUGUUUGCCUUGUACGCGUGUUUAGUGUGUUCCUCUUUCUUAGCAGCCCUCUGUUUGUUGUCCUGAGCCUUGUUUUUAUUACAGUGUGGCAGUUUGUACUUGCUCUGAUAAGUUGAUGUUAUGCUGAAGCACUGCUCGCCACAGUUGUCUCUUGCUUUUUGAAGCUGUCUGUGAUCCAGAGCAGCUCAGUGAGAUCUCUCUUGUUUGGGUUACCCAGUGACACUAUGUACUUUUUCUGUACAGACUUGAUGCUUUUCUCCCCGCCAAAAAAAAGUGCGUGGUGUAAAAGACAUCUCACUGUGAUAACCUUCAUCUAGAGUCUCAUCUGGUAGUGUCUUGUGACCACAGAUCAAGCAGAUGGCUGUUUGGUUAUUCUAGAUGUCUGGGAGCAAAAGUGGGACUGCUUUCCAGUGGUAUGUUAACUGUUGUGUUUGUAUAUUGCUGUUUUGUCUGUUUUUACAAGAACUAGAGAACAUAGAAAACCACAUCACCUUGAGCUCAGUUAGGUUGCGUUCUGCUUACUUCGGAAACAAGCAGGGAACUUGCAGCGGCUCUUAAAGC